AUGAGAUUGUUGUCUACUGCGAGGCCCGGCUGGCACCGCAAGUCGGACCGGCACUUGUGCGAGCUGAUCCAUGGGUCGGAGAGCCAACUUCCUCGGUUGCCACCGAACGCCGCUUACCGGGCGCGCUUCAAGCGCCGACUCCAAAAGGUCCUGAUCGUCUGGAACGACCAUCCCCAGGCUCGGAUCUACCUGCGCAGCAAAGCAGCCCUCGCGUUCGAGAAACGCCGGCACGGCAUAUCGGCUCACUGGUGGGUCGCCCAUCCCUGCAGCAAAUUCAGAUUUUUCUGGGACGUCGUGAUGACGUUUACAUACCUGUACAUGUUCACGGUGAUCCCGUUUACGAGGAAUUUCUACCGAUUACCAAACAAAGGGCUCAGUUCCGCAAGCGAAACGGCAGCGAAACUAUCAAUGUCAGGCUACAUUAUUUGCUUGGCCGACGUUUUCAUGAACUGCAUCACCGGAUACAUAUCCGAGGACGGUCACGAGAUAUUCAUCGAUCCCGUCCGAAUACUGCGUUUGAACGUAAGCUUACAGCUUACAGGAUCAGACAUGAGAUUGUUGUCUACUGCGAGGCCCGGCUGGCACCGCAAGUCGGACCGGCACUUGUGCGAGCUGAUCCAUGGGUCGGAGAGCCAACUUCCUCGGUUGCCACCGAACGCCGCUUACCGGGCGCGCUUCAAGCGCCGACUCCAAAAGGUCCUGAUCGUCUGGAACGACCAUCCCCAGGCUCGGAUCUACCUGCGCAGCAAAGCAGCCCUCGCGUUCGAGAAACGCCGGCACGGCAUAUCGGCUCACUGGUGGGUCGCCCAUCCCUGCAGCAAAUUCAGAUUUUUCUGGGACGUCGUGAUGACGUUUACAUACCUGUACAUGUUCACGGUGAUCCCGUUUACGAGGAAUUUCUACCGAUUACCAAACAAAGGGCUCAGUUCCGCAAGCGAAACGGCAGCGAAACUAUCAAUGUCAGGCUACAUUAUUUGCUUGGCCGACGUUUUCAUGAACUGCAUCACCGGAUACAUAUCCGAGGACGGUCACGAGAUAUUCAUCGAUCCCGUCCGAAUACUGCGGUCAGUUCGAUCGCCGAAUUUCAGGCAUUACAUGCGACGGCUCUUCAUCAUAGAUCUGCUGUCUUCGAUCCCGUACACGUGGUUUUCCCAGGGCCGGCCCGAAGAGCCGGGCCCCGACGUAAACCUGUACUUCUUGGUCCUCGAAGUCCUGCCGUUGCUCAAGUUUUUCCGGCUGCCCACUCUCAGGCGCUACGUCAAACAAAUAGUCGUGGUGUGCGGCGCGUCCCGGGUUUACCAGCAGAGCCUGUGGAUACUCAUAAUGACGAUUUUGAUUUUUCACUUGGCUGCGUGCUUCACCUACGCCGUGCCCAUUUUUUACGCCUAUCUCAUGAUGACGCCCAAAGAGAAUUCGGAAGGUUUUUUGUUCAAAACGAAGCUUUACGAAGAGCCCACGUGGUACAUCUACCUGACGUGCUUGCACAUGGGCGGUGGCAACCUUUGCAGCUACAACUACACAGAGUUCAAAGAUGCCGAUUUUCCCGACAAGUUGACGCGAUGCGUUUUACUUUUGCUCGGCAUGUCGUACUUUCUCUACGUCACAGUUAUCGUGUUGCAACUGGUGAGCUCGUCCGCCGAGCCCGAACUCAAGUACCAGUCGAUAAUGCACGGGGUCAAGGAUUACAUUCGCAAUAAAAAAUUGCCAACGAAAUUGAAGGAAAGACUGUUGCAUUUUUACGAGCACCGAUUCCAGGGCAGUUUGUUCAAAGAAAAAGCUAUAACCUCCACCUUGUGCAAGCAUUUGAAAAACCAAAUCACUCAGCAAAGCAGUAGAAUCCUGCUGGAGUCGACUCCCCUGUUCACCAAUAUUUCACGCACUACUUUGACCAACAUAAUCGGUGCAUUGAAACAAGUGAUUUUCCUUCAAGACGACGUUAUUUAUAAAUGCGAUUCGACGGGAAAAUGCAUGUACUUUAUCGUCACCGGCACCGUCGCCAUGAUCAGCUACUCGGGAAAAGAAGUAUUCAAUUAUUACCUCAUCAUAAUAUUCGCUCAACGAAUCCAUCGACUAAUCAUAUUUUUCACUCGCUAA
Copidosoma floridanum is the source of this 2094-nucleotide messenger RNA. RefSeq names its product potassium/sodium hyperpolarization-activated cyclic nucleotide-gated channel 2-like. Gene Ontology annotation, biological process: regulation of membrane depolarization; sodium ion transmembrane transport; potassium ion transmembrane transport. The record is from RefSeq and is a predicted model, not a curated record. Gene Ontology annotation, molecular function: voltage-gated potassium channel activity. Lineage: Eukaryota; Metazoa; Arthropoda; Insecta; Hymenoptera; Encyrtidae. Gene Ontology annotation, cellular component: HCN channel complex.